AUGCAUGAGAUUAUCACUCUACAGUUCGGCCAGCAAGCCAACUACCUGGGAACACACUACUGGAACGUACAGGAAUCGUACUUCACCUACGCCGGACAGGAAGAAUCGCCGGUAGACCACGACAUCUCAUUCAGAGCCGGAGUAGGAGCCGAUGGAUCCGACACGUAUGCUCCACGCACCCUCAUCUACGACCUGAAAGGUGCUUUCGGCACGCUUCGACGGGAAAAUGCCCUGUACGACUUCCAGCAGCAGGAGGAGCACGCCGCGCAGCAUGGCGGGCUGUGGAGCGGCAGCACAAUGCCCUUGCAGCUCCCUCCCAUAGCACCGAGUCCAUAUCAGCAAGCUCUGGACCAAGGCGUUGAGCCUCCGCAAUUGACUACUCAGACUGUCCGAUUCUGGUCGGAUUACAAUCACAUUUUCUACCAUCCGCGCAGCAUCGUGCAGCUAAAUGAAUACGAAGUCAACAGCUCACUCAUGCCGUUUGAGAAAUGGAAUACCGGGGAAGAACUCUUUACCAAUCUGGAUCGAGAGCACGACCUCCUCGAUCGAGAUCUUCGGCCAUUUCUGGAGGAGUGCGAUCAACUGCAGGCAUUGCAGAUCUUCUCUAGCAUCGACGACGCCUGGGGUGGCUUCACCUCGAAGUAUCUGGAGCGUAUAGCUGAUGAGAUGGGCAAGGGCUGCAGAUGGGUUUUCGGUCUGAAGGAUGGCAACACUCGAGCGCGAGACCGACAAUUGCUACAAUUGACCAACAUGGCCCACUCGUUGUUCCAUUGGAACACCUCAGCGAGCUUACAGAUCCCGCUCACUUCUCUACCGCCGUCACUCCCGAAAUACGUCUCCCUCAGCUCCAGUCCAUGGCACACCUCGGCUCUCCAAAUCGCAGCGGUGGAAAGCAUCACAUUACCAGCAAGACUGCGGACUACAGAGGUCGGCCGUACGACUUUCGACCAAUUAGAGACGACCCUCAACAAUGAUGGUAACCGCAAAUUGGCCGCGUCUGCAAUGUCAGUCGACGAUGCCAUUCAUCUGGAGGAGGGACACGGUGCCAACGGUACUCGCGACACUCGCAUGACGAAUGGUAUCUCCGAGGACUUCGACGAACAUGACACGCCGCUUGAUAUCGGCCUUCUUCCAUCCAUGCGCAACCCCACAGACAUUCAGAGCCAUCGCCUAGGUCGGAGACCACAACUAUUCAGCAAGAUCGAAUCGCUCCGCGGCCCCUGGAUGUCAGCCCUAGAAAUCGAAGCGGCAAACUCGCAUUCGCGAGACCCAUUCUCACGCGGACCGAGAACGACCGCAUACCAAUCCUCCCUUCUCUUCCCAACUCUGACCUCGUAUCCGCAAAUCUUCCGUUACGAGGGGACACCACGCCAGCUAGCGGUGAAGACGGCGCUGUCGACUUCCUCUGUCGUCGCGGAUCAAGUUCGUGCGCUGGAGGCGAGCGCGAGGAGACUUGUCGCUUUGGAUGAGCGGGAGGCGCUUUGCGAUGGACUGGCGAGCAUGGCCGAGGAGUACGAGGAAGGGUGGGACGGGAGUGAUGGCAGUGACGAUAACGACUGA
Neohortaea acidophila is the source of this 1560-nucleotide messenger RNA. RefSeq names its product protein DML1. Gene Ontology annotation, cellular component: cytoplasm. Lineage: Eukaryota; Fungi; Ascomycota; Dothideomycetes; Mycosphaerellales; Teratosphaeriaceae. Gene Ontology annotation, biological process: mitochondrion distribution. The transcript is spliced from 2 exons. The record is from RefSeq and is a predicted model, not a curated record. The coding region runs from base 1 to 1560 and encodes 519 amino acids.